UUAUCUAGUGAGACAACAGAUUAAAGUAAAAGUCGCUGCUAUAAAAUGGACCUACCAGUUUUGAAUCGGCUAAUAAAGUAUCGAAUACGAGACACAGAAUGGCAAGAACAAUCCUGUUUAUCGCUGUGCUUACAUUUGCUAUCAACUGCAAAAUUAUCAACGCCAUAGCAUUGCACUGCAGAUUCGAGACGGUGCAAGACAUCUAUAUUUGUUCAGCGACGACUUUAAUUGAAACACAAACCAACCAAGAUGUAACCGGAGUCUUCGGAGCACAUCAAUCUGGAAAGGGGAACGCAGAUGUUCACGCUUUGACUGUCUUUUCGCAGAACUUACAAUUCUUUCCGACAAAUAUUGAAGGAUUUUUCCCCAACCUUGAAUUCAUUAAUUUCUACAACAAUUCUAUUCCAUCAGUCAGCAACAGAAAUUUAACUCCAUUUCCGAAUCUGUGGUAUCUAGGUCUGACUAAAAACAGAAUUUCCGCACUUGAUAGAAAUCUGUUUUCUGGUUUAAAUACAUUGCGGGAAGUAUUUUUGAACGAUAAUGACAUCAUUUCGAUCGACAGCAAUCUCUUAGCCGGUUUAAAUGCAGCAACCUUGAUCGACUUAUCGAACAACAGAAUCAGGCAUGUCGGACACGAUUUAAUUUUGCCGGAAAAGGGGGUCAUACGCCUAUUGAACAACAGUUGUGUUAAUACUUCCAUUCCUGUUGAUAAUGUUGAAGCAGUUAAAGAUUUCAUAUUCGAUUUGCUGCUAAAUUGUCCGCCAACAAUAUCGCUGAUCGAAUCAACUCUAGAGAGUCGACCCAAUUUCAUCCAAGAUUUGAUGGAUCGAAUUGCAGUUCUGGAAAGAAUAAUCGAAAGUGAUGCACUUAAGGCAAAUGGAUAAGCAAGCCAAACACAGUGAU
Molecule: messenger RNA, 903 nt
Organism: Bradysia coprophila
Lineage: Eukaryota; Metazoa; Arthropoda; Insecta; Diptera; Sciaridae
Source: RefSeq, a predicted model, not a curated record